CGACGUGCUUUCGUUCCAACACUCACGUCGUCGGAGGGGGCAGGCGAUGCUCAGUACUCUAACGAAGACAAUGUCAUCAUCGCAAACUAACGCUAAACGGAAAGGCGAUUUUAUUGAUAAUCCGCUUGCUGCGAAGAAGGCGAAGAAGGAUGCGGGGAAUAAACGGAAAUUAUUGAAUGGGGAAGAGCAGCCCGGCGGUCUCAUUAUCGUCCGUGCACCUUCUUCCCAACCGCAAAUCGAACGCUCGAAUUCGCAACCACCACCUUCUCAGUCCCAGCCACCAACAAAGAAAUUACGCGCAGACUCUCAGCAACCUACUAACAAACCUAAAUCGAAGGCUGUGAAACCGUCCAGCUCGAAACCCCACCCUCCUACACGUCCCGCGACACCACCACCCGCGACCAAUCGUUCCCGUGACAUCCUUUCAUCUCCUGGGGAUCCUGUUACGAUGGCAUCUGAUGUUCGUGCAAUGGAAAAUGAGAGUGCCUAUCUGCGUAAGAACUCGAAGCCAACGGAGAGCAAGAGGAAAGGGAAGGGGAAGAGCGUUGACAGGACAGAACCACUAGGUGCUUUGGAGACGGACAGCCCGAUAAUUGAACGAAAUAAGGCAAUGCGCGAGGGUGCAAUGGCUGCCAUCAAACAAUAUCAAGGGAGUGACGACGACAAUAGCCGGACUCCCAAUCGACGCAGCUCCAUGGGGCGAGGGAAGCGGGUUAGUGCAAGUUUUGAGGCCAAAGGGAUUAGCCAGCCACAUGCGAGUGUCCAUGAAGGGAGCUUCUUUAAGCAUAUUGAUGUGGAUUUGCCAGACGCAGAGAGGAUGAGGGUGCUGCUCGUUUGGUGCUCCCUGAGAGCAGCAGGCAAAGAAGAAGGACUCAGUCGAGAAGCGGGACGGGUAAUGAAGGUGGCGAAAGAAGAGAUGGUUAGACUGCUUGCGGAACGGCAAGUUGAUGUCAGGACGUCAUCUUCUGGCACCGCAGGAGGAAGCGAGAGUGGGACAGUGGCAGCUACAGUGACGUUGCGGGAGAAUGAGCAGAACAUAAGCAACCGGAGGUUUGAGGUGACCUAUACUGAGCAAAUCCAAAGGGCGCAAGAAGAGGAUGAAUCGUGGAAGAAGGCCAGGAGUUUCUACGAUGCAUUCAUCAGUGCCAAGUCCAAGGGAAAGCAGAAGGAGUCGUCUGGCUCUAGCCAUCCUAGUUUCGUGCUUGCACAACACAUACUCAAUGGUACCAACAGGCCGGAGAUACAGACCCUCCUCCAAGACGUCGAGUUCAAGAUUGACAUGUUAAAUACAUAUCAGAAUGCCGCUCGUGUGACUGCGUCUGUGGCUGAGCGUGCACUUGACGAGCGUUUUGCACAUCUUUCCACCGGCCUCGCCCAACGGUCCAAUUCAAAUCCUGCGGGUCUUUUUGGUGCUCCAAUACGAGAACUGCCCCCACAGGAAUUAUUCAGAGCGUUGUGGGCCGUAGAUCGGGGGCGUCCACCUGCGAUGGUUGGUGAUGCAGCGAGAAGAGCGGUUCGGGAGGUGCAGAGAGUUGAGGAGAGAGGCGGUGGCGUUAGUGAGCGAAGGCUGACCGGCGUCCCACCACCUACGCCGCGAACGCCGAAGAGAGGGAGCACACCAGGGAGGACAUGAGUUAUUCAAUCCGUUAUAAUUGUUUUCUUUUCAUACUUCACAUUUUAUACUUCGAUAUCGAUUUGA
This is a messenger RNA of Guyanagaster necrorhizus, 1699 nucleotides long. RefSeq lists its product as uncharacterized. The record is from RefSeq and is a predicted model, not a curated record. Gene Ontology annotation, cellular component: MIS12/MIND type complex. The transcript is spliced from 4 exons. The coding region runs from base 71 to 1633 and encodes 520 amino acids. Gene Ontology annotation, biological process: chromosome segregation; cell division. NCBI's taxonomy places the organism in Eukaryota, Fungi, Basidiomycota, Agaricomycetes, Agaricales, Physalacriaceae.